GGGGCUAGAACAACAGAAACUAAAUCAAAUCUUCGCGCUCUCUGUACUCAGCAGAAGCUUAAUGGUGUAACAGCCUGCACAACAAGCCAUCGGUCUUUUCAUUUUCUAAAUAGACGAUGGGAGAUGUGGAAGAGAGAGUAGAAGAUGCAGAGUACGAGAGUGAAUCGGAGGAUUUGGCGCUGUUCUUUCUGAGACGAAGAGAAGCGACGGAUGACGAUGAAGAAGUGGAGGACUGUGAGACGGUUGUAAGUAUCAAUCGGAAGCUUCGGAUGGAUUACGGCGAUGAAUCGGACGGUCUAGAUGGACUACCGGAGUACUACGAUGAUGUGUCGUACAUAGACGAACUUGAAGAGCUUGCGGAUGAAGUUACUGAUGAUUUUUGUGGAGAAAAAGAGCCAGGAGACUACGAGAAGGGACGAGCUGAAGACGAGGUUACGGCGAUGAAACUGAGGAGAGAAAUGGAGAGAGAUGCGUCGUCGGUUCCAAAAGUCGGUGCGUUCUAUAUGCAUGAUGAUCGAUUCGGAUUUGGCCGUGGCCGUCGACAGAGGUACUUUUCUUUUGGUUUGAUUUUACGCUUUAUAAUCGGGACCGUGAACUAGUAAAUAGAUAUUUAUGCAAUGCAUGUGGAGAAAAAUCGAUUCUUAGAAGAAUAAAGUCGAUCCGAAUCUUGAAAGCACUUGAAGUAUUUCGGAUUUCUUGAGGCUUGAUUUUAAUGUCUGCAGGAGCCUCCUUUUGCAUGAAUACAUACAACUGUCAAGU
Rubroshorea leprosula is the source of this 759-nucleotide messenger RNA. Lineage: Eukaryota; Viridiplantae; Streptophyta; Magnoliopsida; Malvales; Dipterocarpaceae. The record is from the annotation of a GenBank genome assembly.